Messenger RNA from Kockovaella imperatae, 1913 nucleotides. RefSeq names its product aldehyde dehydrogenase. Bases 63 to 1691 code for a protein of 542 amino acids. The transcript has 7 exons. NCBI's taxonomy places the organism in Eukaryota, Fungi, Basidiomycota, Tremellomycetes, Tremellales, Cuniculitremaceae. The record is from RefSeq and is a predicted model, not a curated record. Gene Ontology annotation, molecular function: oxidoreductase activity, acting on the aldehyde or oxo group of donors, NAD or NADP as acceptor.
UGUGCUGUACUCCCUUUUGGCUUGUGGUCCAUCCAGUCUGGCUUCCAAAAACUCUGGAAACCAUGCUCAAGGCUUCUCUCGCAGUGACUAGGCAAUGCCCCGUUAGAAAAUGGCAGAUCCUCAGCUGUAUGUCCCUUCAGAAUCUUCCGGCGAGACAUACCCGACCCGUCUCAUCGAUUGUCAAGCAUCACAUUGCAGACUCGCACGCUGGCUCUUCACCAUCUUCAUCCGGCAACUCGUACACCGUUCUCAGUCCGAAGUCCCGUGUGAAAUUACAUCAAGUCACAGGUACAACCUCGGAGGACGUUCAAAGAGCUGUAAAGACAGCGUACCUCGCUCAACCGGGGUGGGCUUCGACAUCGAUAGAAAGGCGAAGCGAGAUCGUACGUGAAGCUGCAAACUUGAUCAAAGAUCGCCAGAGCGGAUGGUACGAUAAGCUUGCUAGGUCAGAUAGAGAGGAGACAUCUGUAUCGGAUUUCUGGGCGGACCAACAAUUGAACGAUGUCGUGCAGUUCAUGGAUACUUUGGCGGACGUAGCGGGAGACACGUUGAAGUCGACAAAACGAGUGGAAGGGCAUCACUCUGUGUAUACGCAGCGAAAACCAUACGGUGUCUGCCUAGCCAUAGCAGCAUGGAACGCGGUCCACCUGUUGACAUCCCGAGCAAUCAUCACGCCUCUCUUGGCGGGCAACACCGUGAUCCUCAAGACGUCUGAAUACGCUCCUCGGACUCAACUCCUAUGGGCCGAAUUAUUGUUCGAAGCGGGUUUACCUAGAGACUGCUUGACAGUCUUACAUUCUUCGAAGGAAGAUGCAGGCUGGGUCGUCCCUGAGUUGAUCGCAGAUUCACGGGUCAGACACGUCAACUUUACUGGCUCGUCGGGGACCGGCUCAAUCAUCGCUUCCCUCGCUGGGAAACACUUGAAACCUAGCAUUAUGGAAUUGGGAGGUAAAGCUCCAGCGCUGAUCCUCCCCGAUGCAGAUCUUGAUCUCGCCGCAAAUCAUCUCCUUUUCGGAGCUUGGAUGAACGCUGGUCAGGUCUGCAUGAGUACGGAACGCAUUCUGGUCCCUGAAAGCCAAUACGAUGCGCUCGUCGAGUCUCUCCGCAAGGUCUGGGCAUCCGUCAAGGGGAGCAAGGUUUCAGCACCCAAGGUUUUAUGCGAUAUAAAGGCAGCCGAAAAGGUUCAUGACAUGAUAGAAGAUUCCAUAGGUAAAGGAGCGAAGGAGAUCCUGUCGUAUGAUCAAGUCGCUCUGGCCUCCUCGGACCAAUGGACAGUAUCUCCUAACAUCUAUGGACCCAUCACGAGCGAUAUGAGGUUGUAUAUCGAGGAAUCUUUCGGUCCCAUCAGCGCCGUAAUCCCCGUUUCUGGUGGAAAAGGAGCGGAUGAGCGGGCUACCACGGACAAAAUGGUCGAUAUUGCCAAUAGCUCAUCGUAUGGAUUAUCAGCGAGCGUUUGGAGUCGAGAUGUCGAGAAAGCAAUGAUCGUUGCGAAGAGGUUAGAAAGUGGAGCAGUGCACAUCAAUGGACCUACUUGCUUUGAUGCCCCUCUCACUCCGCACGGUGGAUGGAAACAUUCCGGUUGGGGUCGAUUCAACGGACCAGAGGGCCUCCUGGGAUUCACUCAGCUUCGAUGUAUCACAACACCUACGACAGAUCCGCACGCAUUACCAUUGGAAUUGCUCAUACCUUAGCCCGAAUUUAUGCCAGACCAAAAAGGGGAUACGAUGAACACAUCAUCAUCGUCGUCAUGCUCGCGCGGAUCUCCCGUUAACUACUGCACCCUUUCCUUAGCAUCAGUGCUGCCCCUUAAUAUGUCUACAAAGCCGCUGUCCUUCCGGCUGGAGCCGAGGUCGAUACGUGACAUCUUGCAGUGGGAGUCAGAUAUGAGCGAGGGCUAAAAUGCCAUCAUGCAU